UUGGAGGCCUUGGCAUAAGAUGCCCUUAGAUGGGUGGUGCCCUGGAGGUCAGGCCGGAGUCUCCUGCAGGCAGGGGCACCUGGGGAAUUACUCACGGGUGCCUUUCAUUCCCUUCCUGCUCUGUGAGACCUGUGUUGAGUGCUCUGCAUCCAUUAUCUCCUAAUUUAUUUUACAACAGUUGCGCAAGGUAAGUUUAUUAUCCCCAUUUUAGAGAUGAAGAUUCUAAAGGGAGGCUCAGGGAGGUGAGUGACUUGCCCAAGGUCACACUACCAGUAAGUGGCAGAGCUGAGUCUACAGUGCAGGCUUCUCUGCGGGCAAAGCUCCUCUCUGCCUGCUAGCUAACUUCUCUUGUAACCCAGGAAAAGAACUGUAGAGCCUUCUUCCUUCACUUUCCUCCAGUGAGGACAUUUCUCGUCUUUCGGGUCUUGGUACAUUUUUCCUUCUUCCAGCAGAAUCAGCCACAUUCUUGCUCCCUCAGAUGCAUUAUAGGAUGGGGCUAGCUUUCUCCCUCCCUUCUUCACUUCCUCCCUCCCUCCAUUUUCUCCCUCUGGGUGAGACCAAGCAGCAAAGGGCUGCCUCAGUCCCCUGGGAAAACCCCAAGCCCUGGUCCUCAGCUCAUGGGCUCCGUGGCCUGCUCAGCUUGCAGUCUUGGCUGUGGGAGAGAAAAUUUAGCAAAGAUGGGUCCAUGCACGGCUGCAGCCUGUGGGUGCUCAGUCUAGCUCCAGGCAUUGGAAACCCAAAUGCUUCCAAGGAUCAGGGGGGAAAUGGAAUGAGUGAGGCGGGCCAGGGAGCCGCUCAGCUCCAAUCUUUGUCACUGUGUGAAAUGUGGACUUGGUAUGACCUGACUGUCCAAUUUUCAAGAUGAACCAGAAAUCCAGACCUUUAUAUAAAAUCUCCUGGAUUUUUAAAUGUUGGCGAUUAAUCAGAAUGUUUUUAAAAAUGGAUUGUGAACAUGGAUUGUUUUUAAAACAUGUCUGAGAACUGUGUCCAACCUAAGGGUCCUGUGUCUGAGACCUCUGGUCCGUGGGAAAGGGACAGCAGGUUUUGCUGGGCCGCCUCCAGGCUGUGUACACUGUAACACCAGGGGCUGCUUUCUGCAUUUGAGCCUCUUGAGGCUGCAGGGUGAUCCCUCAUCAGAGGGAGUUCUGUUGUCCCCUCGGCACCCUGGUCCUACUGCUGAAGAAACUCCAGCUCAGGUAUGGGAGUAGCCAGGAUGGGCUCACAUGGCUCAGUGAGGGCAGAAGCCAAAUUGGAGCCCAGGCCUACCCCUCGGCACUCUGUAUGUUACCCAGGCUGCCCCCAACCAGGGUAUCACCAUCAUGCCCAUGGGGCCACCUCCCCUGGAGGGUCAGAUCAUUAUUUCCAUGCUAGCUGCGGGGAUGAAGGCACAGAGAGCCACAGGCUGAGGUUUCAGUGGAGGAACCUGGUCUCUGAAAACCCUGCCCUGAGGAGGGCUGGAGCUGAGUGCAGUAGACACUGGCCUGAGGGAGGGCUCUCCACCUACAAGCCCACCGAAGCCACAGUCUCUGUGGUCUUAUUUGUAGUUUCCCAAGCCCUGGGUUCCUGGCUUGGUGUCAGGGUUAGGUCAUCUACCUGCAAGCGAGGGUGCCACUCAGAACCCUGGCCUAGGCGGAGGGCGGUUCUGGCCAGCUCCAAGCCUGGCUGACUGGGAGUGGAGACAAGUCCUGUCAAGUCCUCUCUGGCCUCAGUUCCUCUGUGUUGAUGUGGGAAGGGUGUAAGGGUGUUACCAGUGGCUUCCUGAAAUGCCCUUCCUGUCGGGACCGAGGACUUUGUCAUCACCCGGGCUUCACACCACCUGGCUAUGGAGACCUGAGCUGGACCCACUCCUUGAGCCUACAUCCUUGUCUGUAGAGAGAACAGCAGCCACCUCCCGAGUUUUCCUCAGAUAACUAGCAUAGAGACCAGUAGUGGGCCUGGCAUAUGCAAGGCACACAGGACAGGCUGUCAGUCUGUCCUGCCCCCCAGCCCUCACCCCCUGCUCUGAGUUCCUGUCCCUUCCCUUGAAGACCAGCAGCUCUAGCCUCAAGUCCAGGUGUGACCCAGUGCCCCUGCUGUCCGGGAUUUUCCAUCCCCACCACUCAGAGCCCUGGUGUGUGCCUCCGUACAGCCUUUUCCUUUGAUUCACGUACACACACGGAUUCUCCACUUGCUUAUAAACCACCCUGCCAGGCGAGGGCUGGGUGAUGGCUUUUCUCUGAGUGACGUUUUGGUGAAUGGCUGACAUUUCCCAGGAAGGAAUUGGACACAGACCCAGCCCUUGAGGUGCUCCCGGUCCCACAGCUAAAAGACCAAACAGGUAACGAGCCCUCCAGCAUCUCCUUCCAUACAUAGGUGGUUCUUGAGCUACUUACUGGGUGGCAGCUGGUAAGGCCGAUGGUGCUGGACCCUGGCCACCCCGGAACAUCCUGGCAUCAUUGGGCUUCCCAUCCCUGAGGGGUGGGGUGGCUCAGGUGAGCCCAAGAGGCCUCGGCAGGAGCUCAUUCGGGAGGCCAGCACCUAGGUCAGUGGUUCUCAAAGUGUGCUCCCUGGCCCUGCCCUGCAGUACCAGCAUCUGCUGGAAAUUUGUUUAAAAUGCAAACUCGGGCCCCAUCCUAGACCUACUGAAUCCAGCUCUGGGAAUGGAGCCCAGCACUGUUUUAACAGCCUCCACGUGGUUCUGAUGCUUGCUUAAAUUUGAGAAGCCCAGAUCUAAGCCAUGUUAAAUGCUAGAUUGGCUCCUGAGGCAGCGUAGUGUUGUGAAGAGUGACUAGGCUGGGCAGGGGCACAGCACAGUGGCGAUGGGGGCCGGGGAGAGACGAUGUUGGCCUGGCCAAGGCAGUGGCAGGAGGACCAAAGGAAGUGGACAAAUGCCACCCUGCAGAGGAUGCGGUGGACGGAAGGAAUGGUAGGCUCUUUGCUGAGAUAAAGGACCCAGUAGCAGAUCUUUGGUGCUUUGGCGUGUAAGGCUGAAGUGUGCAUAGGGCGGUGCCCACAGCAAUGCAGCCAGGCCCUGGCUCUGUGUGCCCUUGGGUGUCAUUUAAUCUCCUUGAGCCAAGUGUUCUCAUCUGCCAAAUAACAAGAAUGCUAGCCUGCUUCGAAGAGUGACUGUGGUGCCCAGUCCUCAGGCAGGGAGCACCCUGGGGACACACACAUCUCUGCAUCCUCAGCUCAGAAACCACCAUCAUCAGAGCUAAUGUUUGUUGGCACCUCCACACUCUUUGCAUGGAUUAGCUUCACCUUCACCAAUGAGGAAACUGAGGCAACUUGGAGGUUAAGAAACUCACCAAGGGUCUCGCUUUCAUCCCCCUGCCAUGCUCCCAGUGAGUGUGUGGCCCGGGAAAACAUGCAGAGCGAUAUGGUUCAAAAACACUACAGAUAAAUCAAGAUGCAACCCUAAAACAUGUUCAAAUAACCUUCAAGAAAGUAAGAAAAGAGAAACAGGAAACAAACAGAACGUGAGUAAUAAAAUGGCAGACUUCGGUCCAUCUGCAGGGCAUCGCUCCUAGCACCUGAACGCGUUGGGUAGGUAGGAGGAGGCAGGUAUUUGCUACUACCAGUCUGCAGCAGUGUGGGCAGUGGAGGGAGUGGCAGGGAGCAGCAGGCGGCAGGCAGGCUCUGAGUCUGAAAGGCUCCCAGACAAGGGCAAGAGCUCACAUAGUAAAGGAGCAGUAAGGGGGCAUGGUUUUUUCGGGAGGCUUUGCCAAGUCUGGCCUGGUCAGGUAGAGCAUUUUGAAAAGUCUGAAUGAACCUCUGAUGUUUAUGUAUUGAGCACCUAUGGCUGGUUAGAUGAGAGUCUAUGGAACACCUGGGAGGGAGGCUUCAGAUAGGAUUCUGUCAGACAGGAUUCUGUCAGACAGUGUUCAGUGUCAAAUCCCCACCCACUCCACCUGGGGGCGGAGCCAGGUUGGGGCCAGGGGGCUAGCUAUGUGACCUUAAGCAAGAGCCUUCCUCUCUUUGGCCCAAAGUUGCCUAGUCUAUAAAAUGCAGCUAUGAUGGCACCCAGCAGGUCCUGGGCGUGGCCUGCCCUGUAUGGCCUAAUGCCCCACCUGCUGAGCUGGGUGCCCUCAGGGCACAGACCCUGUCUUUUGUCUCUUGCUAACCUGGAGCUGCCAUUACAUCUCCCCUUCAUCCUGUAGCUCUUUCUCACGCUGCUGUUCCACAGCAGCGUCGGGCUGGUGAACAGGCAUGCCAGGGCCCUGGUGGGAAGGGAUGGGAAUGCAUUUUGGCUGCUAGCUGGCUUGUCUGCCCAGUGGCCCCAUGGCUGCCACUUACAUCUGGCUUAUCAGAGUUUGGAUUCAGACUCAGGCUAAGUCCUAGCUCCUCCCCUUCUGAGCUGUGUGAUCUGGGGCAAGUCAUUUCCCUCUCUGAGCCUAUCUCCCUGUCUAUCAAAUGGGCACAACCACCACGGACAAGAUAGUGUUGAAGAGAGGAUUCUGCGUGAUCCUUGAAAGAUAUUUCUAAUUCAGCUAAACCCUAUCACCUCCAGCCCCGGAGUUACCUUUUCUGACCCAGAGCUGUUCCAGCCUGGCAGACCAGGGGGACCUCUAGUUAGUGCCAGUUUCCUCAGAGCAUUCCUGAUGGCUCAGGAAAAGAAUAACAGAUGUAAUUAACUCCCAGUGACUGGCAGCAUCGUGUUUUUAUCUGGGCUGCGUCACCAUGGCAGCCUCAUGGCAGGGUUGUCGAGGGGGCGGGCAGAGCUAUGGUUCCUGCCAUUGUCUGUUCUGGAACGCAGGCCCAGGAGAAGGGGACUGGCAAGGGCACCAAGUGGCACGUGGCUGAAGGCAGCCAUGGAGUCAGACAGGAGCCAUCUGGGGAGAAGUGUGGGGUGGCCCAUCGCCUGGCUUCCCCCCAGCUUGGGGCUCAGGCUCCCUGUGGCUCUCGCAGCAGAGUGUGUGUGUGCCUUGGGCAUGCUGAGGGUGGGGUCCGUGGGGCUCCUGGAAGAGGCCCACAAAGUAGCCCAGGCAGCACUGCCCCCCACCCACUCAGGCUAGGGUUUUGUGGCCAGGCCUGGAUUCAAAUUAUGGUUCCAUCACCUGCCAUCUACACAGCCAGUUGUUCCCCUAACUCCUCGUCUGUAAAAUAGGAAUCAUUCCAGUUACCCCAAAGGCUUUCGUUCAAACCCGUGUGUAUAAGGCAUUCAGGAAAGGCUCAGUUCUGUUCUGUGGGGGCGGUGAGCAGUCACCUGCCACCCUUCACUCUCAGAGUCAGGGCUCCCUCCUACCUCCCUCUUAGGGUGCAAGGUUCCCCCUCUCACCCGCAGCUGUGGAGAGGAGGAAGCGGAACUAGAGAUGCCCAUCUGGAGUGAGUGCAGGACCAGGUCCCACGCGGCCCCGGGUGAGGCACGCCCGCGCGCCCGCCGGCGCCAUGGGAAGGAGCGGGCGCCGCUGCUGUCCCCCGCCGGCGCGCGCACGACUUGAGACCUGCCACGGGCAGCCCCCGGCCGCGGGUCCCCCAGUGACGCUGGCGGCACCUGAGAGUGUGGCGCGGGCCCGGGGCCACGCAGCGGAGCCCAGUGUCCAGUGAAGCGGCUGAGGACCCGCCGCCCGUGCCGCCGCCAUGGUGAUGUCCCAGGGCACCUACACGUUCCUCACGUGCUUCGCCGGCUUCUGGCUCAUCUGGGGUCUCAUCGUCCUGCUCUGCUGCUUCUGCAGCUUCCUGCGCCGCCGCCUCAAACGGCGCCAGGAGGAGCGACUGCGCGAGCAGAACCUGCGCGCCCUAGAGCUGGAGCCCCUCGAACUCGAGGGCAGUCUGGCCGGGAGCCCCCCGGGCCUGGCGCCGCCGCAGCCACCACCACACCGUAGCCGCCUGGAGGCGCCGGCUCACGCGCACUCGCAUCCGCACGUGCACGUGCACCCGCUGCUGCACCACGGGCCCGCGCAGCCGCACGCGCACGCGCACCCACACCCGCACCACCACGCGCUCCCGCACCCGCCGCCUCCGCACCUGUCGGUGCCGCCACGGCCCUGGAGCUACCCGCGCCAAGCGGAAUCGGACAUGUCCAAACCACCGUGUUACGAAGAGGCGGUGCUGAUGGCAGAGCCGCCGCCGCCCUACAGCGAGGUGCUCACGGACACGCGCGGCCUCUACCGCAAGAUCGUCACGCCCUUCCUGAGCCGCCGCGACAGCGCGGAGAAGCAGGAGCAGCCGCCUCCCAGCUACAAGCCGCUCUUCCUGGACCGGGGCUACACCUCGGCGCUGCACCUGCCCAGCGCCCCUCGGCCCGCGCCGCCCUGCCCAGCCCUCUGCCUGCAGGCCGACCGUGGCCGCCGGGUCUUCCCCAGCUGGACCGACUCAGAGCUCAGCAGCCGCGAGCCCCUGGAGCACGGAGCUUGGCGUCUGCCGGUCUCCAUCCCCUUGUUCGGGAGGACUACAGCCGUAUAGAGGGGCGCCCGGCGCCCCGGGCCCCACCGGCGGACUCCUGGCCUGACUGCGGGGCUUUUUAAAUGCUUCCCUGGACUGCAGGGAGGGGCGGGGGGAGGGAGGGAUUUCUUAUCCCGUUUGUUACAUUUUGAGGAUAAUAAAGGUGUGUGAUCUGGUUUGGUACAA
Messenger RNA from Pongo pygmaeus (Bornean orangutan), 6546 nucleotides. RefSeq names its product proline rich 7, synaptic (gene PRR7). The transcript has 3 exons. The record is from RefSeq and is a predicted model, not a curated record. Bases 5557 to 6381 code for a protein of 274 amino acids. Lineage: Eukaryota; Metazoa; Chordata; Mammalia; Primates; Hominidae.